AUGCCCUGGGAAGAAGUUUAUUCGGUGACAGGCUUUCCAACGGCUAUUGAUAUCAACCAAGGUCCUCUUGCCAAGUUCUAUCGAAGUGCUGAGGCUUUCCGUCUGGACAUUCACCAUGCUUUGUUCGACGAAUGGUCUCUGGAUCUACUUCUCGCGCAAGUCCAGAGAGCUUACUCGGGAGGGAGUCUGGAGAUGAAGGCGUUCAGUCCAUUCGUGAGACAUUUACUCGAGCAAGACCAGAUGAGCUCCGAGACAUUUUGGCGACAGCAAUUUUCUGGCCUGGGGGCAGCGCAUUUUCCCGCCACUGCUUCGAAGGCAGGAACUACAACCAAGACAAUUGUGCUUGAAUGCAAUCUGCCGUUCGAUGUCGAGAUGUCGACCAAGUACACUCUUUCUUCCGUUGUUCGACUUGCGUGGGCCAUUCUUUUAUGGCAACAGACAGGUUCUGAGGAUGUCGUGUUUGGCGCAACUGUUAGUGGUCGAAAUGCCAAUGUCGAUGGUAUUGAUCAGAUUAGCGGACCAACCUUGGCAACUCUGCCUAUUCGUAUCAAGCUACCGAUUGAGACUUCUGUUCAAGAAGGUUUAGCAGUGGUUCAGGAUCAGUUCGUCAGCAUGAUUCCACAUGAGCAAAUGGGUCUGUCUCGCAUUCGACAAUUUGGAAAAGAAGCCAUUGAAGCAUGCAACUUCCAGAAUCUUCUUGUUGUGCAACCGCAUGAACAGAAGAUGGAGUCUUCCGUGUUUCUGUCUUCAACUGGUGAUGCCUCUUCUUUGGAUAACGCCAAGGCAUUUGCAAGCUAUCCACUAGUCCUGACAUGUCGGCCAGAUGAAGACCGGAUCAACUUCAAAGUGGCAUUUGACUCUGACUUGAUCACUUCAGAGACUGGUGAGAGUCUUCUCAGACAGCUAUCUCACGUUGUGAGACAGAUCAUGACAUCUGGAUCUGUGGCUAUCAAGGAUAUCAGCUUGGUUCCUCCGCAGGAUAUUGAGAAAUUGCGAGGAUGGGACCAUGCAGUCCCGACACCUGUCGAGAUAUGUAUUCACCAUCGUAUUCGACAGCUUUCCACAGCCCAUCCAGAUGCACUUGCAGUCCACUCCAUGGAUCUUGACUUGACGUACCGACAAGUCGAGGACUAUUCAAACCACUUUGCAUGCCAUCUGAUCAGUCGAGGCGUCAAGCAAGGUGAUUUUGUACCCGUCACGAUAGAGCGAUCACCAUGGGCCCCAGUGAUUAUGCUCGCAGUCCUCAAGACGGGAGCCGCCUUUGUACUUCUCGAUCUUUCACACCCUAUUCAACGGUUGAGAACGAUGUGUUCUAUGGUCGAUGCCAAUAUACUCGUCACUUUUGAACAGACCAAGCACAUCGGGGACAAGCUAUCACUUGCUAUCACAACCUUUGACCCAACGGCGUAUCUUGAAGGACAAGACUUCAAAUCUUUACCUCCAGCGAUCUUUCCACACCCAGACUCUCCUGCUUGCGUUGUCUUUAGCUCUGGAUCUACAGGUGUACCCAAGGGUAUAGUACUUCCCCAUGGUGCUAUCGCCACGAGCGCGACUGUCAUGCGAGAACACGGCAACCUCACCGCGAACAGUCGGGUCUUCCAUUUUGCUUCAUUCGCAUUCGAUAUCAGUAUCGGAGAGAUCUUGUUUACUCUUGCAGCUGGUGCCUGCAUUUGUGUGCCACAAGAGCAAGAACGAAGAGACAAUCCCGCCAAGGCAGCAGGCGAUCUCAAGGCCACAUGGGCUCUGUUAACUCCUUCUGUCAUCAACCUGUUCGAUCCUACGGAUGUACCAACUUUGGAGACUUAG
This is a messenger RNA of Fusarium poae, 1806 nucleotides long. RefSeq lists its product as uncharacterized. The transcript has a single exon. Lineage: Eukaryota; Fungi; Ascomycota; Sordariomycetes; Hypocreales; Nectriaceae. The record is from RefSeq and is a predicted model, not a curated record. Gene Ontology annotation, cellular component: cytoplasm. Gene Ontology annotation, molecular function: catalytic activity; phosphopantetheine binding. Gene Ontology annotation, biological process: secondary metabolite biosynthetic process; amino acid activation for nonribosomal peptide biosynthetic process. The coding region runs from base 1 to 1806 and encodes 601 amino acids.